AUGGCGGAGUACGAUCUCACUCAAAAACUUAUCCCUCAUUUGGAUAGGCAUCUCGCCAUUCCCCUCCUCGCCCACCUCUCCGACAUUGCCCUCUUCCCCAGCGAACAAUUAGCUCGGGCGCAGUAUGAGCUCGUCAAGGGGACCAACAUGGUGGAUUACGUGCAGCAGCUGCAGGAGCAGAUUGGCGGGAGCGCACCAGAUUUCCAAAAGCUCCGAGACGAGGCGACGGGGCGGUACAAGGAUCUGCAGGAGAAGGCGCAGCCAGUGAUGAAGGUAAUGGAGGACCCGGCGGCGGUAGAGAAGCUGAGAAGCGGAGCGGAUCGGGAGAAGAACCUGGACGUGUUGCGGUCAGAAUAUAACAUAUCACUGGACCAGAUCAACGCGCUGUACCACUUUGGGCAGUACCAAUACUCGCUCGGCGCAUAUAGCGAUGCCGCCAACUUCCUCUACCACUUCCUCAUCUUUUCCCCCUCGCACGACCUCAACCUCUCGGCUCACUGGGGUAAACUCGCCUCGAAUAUCCUGCUGGGACAAUGGGAGACGGCCUUGACAGAAGUCAAGGAUCUUCGGGAUAUCAUCGACUCGCAAUCCUCCCCUCUCACCCAGCUUCAGGCGCGGACAUGGCUCCUCCACUGGUCCCUCUUUGUCUUUUUCAACCUGGGCGAAACCCUCCAGGGCCUGCUCGACAUGUUCCUCACCCCUUCCUACCUCAACACUAUCCAAACGUCCUGCCCCCACCUCCUCCGGUACGCCGUCGCGGCCGCCAUCAUUUCUCGCCGGAGCUCAAAAACGUCUCGCCGAGACCAUAUCCGCGAACUCACCCGGAUCGUCCAAAUGGAGGAAUAUCAAUACUCGGACCCGGUCACAUCCUUCCUCAAGGAUCUCUUUGUCGACUUUGACUUUGAGAAGGCGCAGCAGAGGCUGGCGGUGGCGGAGAAUGUCGUACGGAAUGACUUUUUCCUGUCGGGGUAUGCGGACGAGUUUGUCGAGAAUGCCAGGUGGUUGAUUAGCGAGUUGUUCUGCCGGAUUCAUCAGCGGAUAGAUAUCAGUGACCUCUCAAAAACGCUCAACCUCACAAAUGAGGAGGGCGAAAAGUGGAUCGUCAAUCUCAUUCGCGAUUCGCAUAUCGACGCCAAGAUUGAUCUCAAACAAAAUAUGCUGCACAUCAGCCGUCCCCACACCACCCCCUCCGCCGACCUCAUCGACACCACUCGCGGUAUCGCCUUCCGGAGCCAGGCUAUACAAUUCGCCAUGCAGACACCGGAGCGGAGGAAGCGGUAA
Messenger RNA from Dioszegia hungarica, 1281 nucleotides. Its product is annotated as putative eukaryotic translation initiation factor 3 subunit 6. Bases 1 to 1281 code for a protein of 426 amino acids. Lineage: Eukaryota; Fungi; Basidiomycota; Tremellomycetes; Tremellales; Bulleribasidiaceae. Gene Ontology annotation, biological process: translational initiation. The transcript is spliced from 5 exons. The record is from RefSeq and is a predicted model, not a curated record. Gene Ontology annotation, molecular function: translation initiation factor activity. Gene Ontology annotation, cellular component: cytoplasm; eukaryotic translation initiation factor 3 complex; nucleus.